Molecule: messenger RNA, 2193 nt
Organism: Lodderomyces theae
Lineage: Eukaryota; Fungi; Ascomycota; Pichiomycetes; Serinales; Debaryomycetaceae
Gene: ECM3
Product: putative ATPase
Exons: 2
Coding region: 1-2193 (730 amino acids)
Biological process (GO): transmembrane transport
Cellular component (GO): membrane
Source: RefSeq, a predicted model, not a curated record
AUGUCUGACUCAGAGAGUCUUCUGUUGGGGCUAGUCAUAUAUUCGGCAGUGAAGCCCAUAUUCAAAAUUUAUUUCAUCAUUGCAAUCGGGUUCAUCCUUGCCAAACGAAAUAUCCUCAGUGUCACUACAUGCCGUGACAUAUCCGACACAAUAGUCACGGCCAUUAUGCCGUGUUUGAUCUUCAACAAUAUGGUGAGCUACUUAAAAUCGUCGGAUAUCAAAAACAUCGGUAUAAUCUUGUUCACUUCGUGUUUGUUGUUUACUGUGGGUGGAUUUCUGGCAUAUGGCAUACAUUUAGUAACAAAAUCUCCAAAGAGGUGGUUAGGAGGGCUAAUAUCAGUGGGUAUAUUUCCAAAUAUUAGUGAUCUACCCAUUGCUUACUUGCAAACUUUUGCAAAGGGUGGGACGAUUUUCACUUCAGAAGAGGGAAAUAAAGGUGUGGCAUACGUUUGUAUCUUUUUAAUGGGUAUGACAUUGCUUCAGUUUUGUUUUGGCUUAUUCCGGUUGAUACAAUGGGACUUUAGAGAUGAACUAAAGGGAGAAGACGACUUGGAAAGAAGCUCAAGCGGAGCAACAAACUUGACCAAGAAACUGAGUAGCGAGAGGGACGAUACGGAGGAGAAGUCAACACAAACGACAAGUAACGAUGCGAGAGAUGCAAUCAGGGCUACUGCACACUCGCGAAAUGAAACAGCAGAUGACGAAGUUGUCGACUCGUCUUCAGAUUCUAUCUACAGCGAACUGAGCGAAGAGAAACGUCACAAGGAAGCAGAUGCAUUGGAUGAAGAGCGUCAGCAUAAAGAAUUUUUGCAAGCGCAAUCUAGGCGACAAGAAGAACAGUCAAUCUCAGGAUCCAUGUCACUUAGUCGAAGGCAAUCAAGUAGGCGAAGAGGUUCAGACAGCUCAGCCACCACGAGUGGGCCACUUGAUUUGGUGCCCCCCAGAUCAAAUGAUUUGAGAAGACAACAAUCACAGAAUGUUGAGGAUGUGAUCAAUGAAUACUCUGAGUUUGAUACAUUGAAGAACAAUGAGUUGCAAAAGUCUCUUUCAAAACAAGAGCACGAAGGCGAACCGCAACAAGAUCUGAUUGAGACUGAAGAGUCAAAAUUCAAGUCCUUUGUCAAAAAGAUGUUGCAAAAUUUGCGUGCCCCUACUUCAAUAUCAUUGCUCGCAUCUAUUGCUAUCUGUAUGUCACCACCAUUGAAAGCGUUAUUUGUGACGAGCACUUUUAGCAAACACAUACCGAAUGCACCCGACGAGCAGCCACCUCUAUCAUUUCUUAUAGACUUGGCCAGCUACGUAGGUAAUGCAUCUGUUCCAUUGGGAUUGCUAUUGUUAGGUGCCACUCUUGCUCGAUUGCAGGUGAAGAAAAUGCCGCCGGGGUUUUGGAAGACCGCAUUAAUGAUAACUUUUACAAGAUUGGUGAUCCUUCCCAUAUUUGGAGUUGGAGUUACAACCGGAUUCAACAAUGGUGGCUGGUAUGCCGGCGAUAAGCUAGUUCGUUUUGUUAGUGUGUUGGAAUUUGGACUACCCAAUGCCACCUCAUUAGUUUACUUUACUGCAUUCUACACCGAUCCAACCAGCGAUGAACAUUUACAGAUGGAUUGCUUAGCAAUCUGUUUAAUUACGCAAUAUCUAGUUCUAUGGUUUUCAUUGCCAUUUUUGAUCACUUUCACGUUAAAAGUUUCAAUGGUUAGAAGAACAGUCUUGACAACAGUUUCCGCGCCGUUUAGAAACGAGCAAUUCCAAAUUGCAUUAAAGUGUGUAUUGGGGUUUGUGUUUGUCUUGUUUGUUGAUUCAGUAAACCGUGUUUAUGCCGUCACUUCUGAGUUAACUUCAGCAACCCAAGCUCACCCAGGCACUUCAAUCAUGAAUGACAGAUCAGAGAUCCAAGCUAGAAGAUUCUAUGCACAAAGAAACAUGUACCUUUGUGGAUUCACUUUGUUUUUAACUUUGAUCUUGACGAGAACAUAUAACUUGGUAGUGGAAUUGAUUGCUACCAAGGACAAGGUUGAUGCUUUACAAGAAAACAAUGUUGAAGCUGGAUCCACCACCGCUGGAGAUAGCGAAGAAUUGGUCAAGUUGAAGGCAGAAUUAGCUGAGAAGGAUAAGACCUUGGAAACUUUAAAGAGCCAAGCUAGCACCUUGAGUAAGGAUUACGAAGGUGAAUCCGAGUUGAAACAGAGAGUUUAG